UGAAGUUGUCACUAGAAAAUGGCUAUCUCCAGUCAAGAUAUUUCAGAAGAGUUACAAGAACAUAUAACCAAGAUUCUACAGCCAAAGAAAGUAGAGUUUAUGAAGAAAGUGAAAUCAACAGUGAAGUGUAAAUCAGAAGAAAAAAUAUUGGCCUGUACAGCGUGGCGGGCGUUCUUAUUGCCCAACCGGAUUCCUACUAAGGUGGAAAGCUCCUUCAGCUACUUGGAAAUCAAUGUCAUUGAUGCUGCUGAUCACAGUCAGGUUGUCAUAGAAACGGAGAAAAGUUCAUACACUCUGAAACUUAUGUCGUUUGAAGAUCUCGAACAAGUAGUUACCCAUGUCACUGCAUCGCUCAAAAAAAUUUUUCCAGACUCAUCACCCAGGAAGUUACUCAAGAAGAAUUCUCCUGAGUUACAUGAAAGGAUCAAAGGAAUCACACUGGCAAUGGAGGAAGAGACUGGCUCUAACCUGGGACCAUGUGGUGGCUACUCAGAGAUGUACGCUGCAUUGUGUGAUUACAACGGAUUUCUCUUCAAAGAAGAGAUCCAGUGGGAUGUAGACACCAUCUACCAUAGUCAGAACACCAAGGAAUUUAACCUUCUAGACUUCAGCCACUUGGAUUCAAGAGAUAUCUCAUUGAGUGUGGCAGCCUUGGCAUUCAAUCAAUGGUUUACAAAACUUUUCUCCAAGGAUUUGCGACUGAGCCCUGAUGUGAUAGAACAGAUCUUGUAUGUAAUCAGUUUGUCCACCAAACUAGAGGAGCUGGUUUUAGAAAAUGCUGGAAUUAAGUUUGAUACCGCACAGAAAAUAGCACAGGCUUUAGAAGAGAAUGUGAAUCCAGCUCUUCACACAAUAAACCUAUCCAACAAUCAACUGGAGGACAAAGGAGUAUCAGCACUCAGCCAACAGUUUGAAAAGCUAGCCAAAGGCCUGAAGUCCAUCAACUUCUCCAGAACUUCGCUAGCGGCAAAAGGUCUUAACUCUUUGGCUCAGUCGUUAGUUGCUAAUGAAACCUUUGCAUCCUCUCUCGUUCACCUGGAUCUUUCUGGGAAUCCUGGGAUCUUAGCUGUUGAAGACAAUUGUAGUUUUUAUGCAUUCCUUGCUCGUCCAAAUGCACUGGUUCACCUGGACCUGGCUGGCACUGACUGUGCCCUCGACUCUCUUUUUGGAGCUCUGAAUCAAGGGUGUUGUACACAUCUGACCUCUCUGAUUCUCAACCGGAAUGUUAUUUCACACAAAAAAGCAAAGGAAAUCCCUUCUUCAAUGAAACGGUUCUUCAGCACCUGUUUAUCCUUGAAGUGUAUCACUCUGUCUGGUAUUAAGCUACCACUAGAAGCAGUAAGAGCCAUUCUUCAAGGCCUCGCCUGCAACACCCACAUCUGCGAUGUGCACUUGGACCUUAGUAACUGUGAGCUGAGAUCAGCAGGUGCUCAGGUGAUCCAGGAUCAUAUUAUUGACGCCAGUGCUAUCAGCAGUCUGGAUUUAUCGGACAACGGGUUUGACUCUGACAUGGUAACAUUGGUCUUAUCUAUUGGGAGAAGCAAAUCCAUCCGACACGUAGCACUUGGGAAAAAUUUCAGUAUAAAAUCAAAAGCUUUGGCAGAUGUUCUUCACAGGAUUGUUCAGCUUAUCCAGGAUGAAGAAUGUCCUCUCCAGUCACUGUCGGUUGCAGAUUCACGAUUAAAAUCUGGAGCAAAUGUUCUCAUUAAUGCUCUGGGCAGCAACACCUGCCUGAAAAAGGUUGAUAUCAGUGGAAAUGCCAUGGGAGACAUUGGAGCAAAGAUGCUGGCCAAAGCUUUGCAGAUUAAUACAACUCUUGAAACUGUGAUCUGGGACAGAAAUAAUACAACAGCAGUGGGAUUCCUGGAUGUUGCAAGGGCUCUAGAGAGGAAUUAUACUCUGAGGUCAAUGCCUUUGCCGAUGAGUGAUGUAUCCCAGGCUUGUCGUAACAACGCAGAGAAAACCGAAGAGGCUCUGCAGAAGGUGCAAUCUUACCUCCUUCGAAACAAUCAGAUGAAGAAAGUUUCUCCAGAGCAGGCUUUUCGACUACAGGAAAGAAUUGUAACAAGUUCCACACAACAAAUGGUGGACGGUAUGUGUGAAAAGGUGCAAGAAUAUUUGCACAUUAUUAAUAAUGGUUCUGAAAAAGAAAAGCAAGAAGAUAUAAUAUUUGCUGAAGAAAUCAUUAAGGAUGCCAAGACAUUAACCACACUUUUACCAGCUUUGUAUCAAAUGGGUAACACACCACCAUUCAUAAAGACAGUACAGGAAAAGCUGGAAUCAGCUGCUGAGGAGGUCUCAAAAGCUGUAACUGAGGAAAUCGAGACAAUUAUUCAGUCGCUGCUGAAAUCCACUGGUAUCCUCUGCCCCACUCUUCUACAGAAGGUCAACAUGAGGGAACAGCUCACCAACACCGUAUCUGACAAAAUAUUCAACCCCAAGAAUUUUGCAAGGAGCAUGAUUAUUGAUCAAACAGGAUUAGGGAUCAUGAACAAGCUCAGUGAAGUGAAGCUCCACGUCACUACUGCUUUGAUCAGUCAAAUUGUGGACCAUGUUCUGAAGGACCUCGCAAUUGCUCAACAGAAGCUUGCGUGUUAUGUAACAAAGCCACUAUGUGAAACAGACGCCAAUGUCACAAGUGUAGAAACUUUGGAGGAAGAAGGCAUCAGCAACAGAACUAAUGUUUCAUUGAAUAUCCCUGACGUCUUGGCUCCAAUUGAGAGUCUCUCUCUACUUCGUAGGAAGACAAUACACGCUAAUAGAAACAGGCCAACCACACUUUUGAAAAGCAUCUCAGACAUAGAGGUAGAGAGGCUGACGGAAGAAGAACCUGCUGCAACCCCGACAGAGUUACUGACAGUCGGUGUGUAUUCUGCCAAGUCACGCCCAGCCUCCACAGAAACAAGUGCUGUAAACGGCACCAGUACUGAGAAUGCUUUCACAGACAGCCUAGCCGAUCUGCCGACACAGGGGACGAGACUGCAGCACCGCACCCGGGAGAGACCGAGACCAAACCGCACCAGGAAGCUGCCUCCUUCCAAGCCUUCAGUGAAAUCUGUAGACCAGGAAAAGGGAGAGAACACAACCAAGCUGGAUGAUGGACUGGAAGAAUUCUUCAGGAAUAAGACAGUAUGUGAGGAAACCAGUGAACAUAACCAAGAAGCGAAGACCCGUUCCCUGGCGAAGUUGACUCAUCCAAAUGCACACCAAAUUGUGUUGCCGAAAUCCCAGCCUGCGAAGCAAGAGGAAGCAAGCACCUCAACAUCAAUCCUUUCAAAAACUAAAAAGAGAUGUACCAAAUUCAGUGACCUGUUUGUCUUCAAGAAAGGAAAGAUCAAUAAAAUGCAAAAGGCAGGGAGCGAUCCAGAGGAAAACCAACAGAAAAGCAAGAAGAUUUCAUCCUUGGAUUUCCUGAAACUGCACUGUAAAUCGGAUGAGAUACCUAGCCAAGCUAAACCACAGGAGGGCAGUGCUGAACGAAACGAGGAAGAGGAUUUUCGCAGACGGGAACCAUCAUCACGAGGGGUCAAAGCGCACUCAUUAAUUCUGCUGCCUGGGAACAGCAGUAAUUUAUCAGUUCAUCCUUUGGAAUUUAAUUCAGAUCUCAGUGACGGAAAGCUGCUGUUCCGAUCUGAGGAGCACAUACACCAGGCACUAGGUGUAAACAAUCUGAAGACAAUCCCCUCCGACCCCCAGAUGAAUCUGGGUAUAAAAUCAGAGUUAGAAUUAACCAACUUUAAAGGAAUAGCUGGAGAAAACAAACCACAGCCUCCACCUCAGUCUCUUAAACGUGUUGUGCAAGCCAAUAUAGCCAAGUCCUGUGCAAGUCAAAAAGCAGACAAAGGGAAUUUUGAAGGACAACUAUCCUCAGAAGCCAAGAAUGCAGAUUUUGGUGGUGAAGAAACAACUCAAAAGCAAGAAAUUACAUCAGGAAGGAACCAGAAAAUUCUGCUCCCUCCUCCUCGAACAAAACCCCUGCAAAAACGUAAUACAGAACAGAAUGUAAAUCCUGUUCCACUUCCCAGAAAGCUCAUUGCAUCACAAAGCAGUUUAACUCUCAAUGAAGCUCGCAGCCCUGAAAUUUGUGUAACAUCAAAAUCUGGAGAUAAAAAUGAAAGCCAUACUGCAGAACAGUUAUCUCAGAAAUCAACAGAUGCGGAGGGAAUAAGCCAUCAGUUUUAGAGGAAAAUCUCCAUUGAUCAUUGUUGAUGGACUAAAAUCAACGUGUACAUUUAUCAGUAAAACACUGAAAUAAAAAUGGGCUGCAUCAGGGAGAAGCCAGUCCAGUUUAUCUACUCAAAACAUCUGUUAAAAAGAAUUUCAGUAGAAAAUUUUCAUUUGACAGCUGUAUAUUUUUGAUACAAUUUGUAUGAAAUGUGGAUUUAAAAUACACAAUUCACAUUUGUAGAUAUGAUUGACUAAAGUAUAGGAUCAUCUUCAGCUCAAAGUGUCAAGAUGAUCAUUUAUCUUAACCUCUUGAGGUCCCUAAAAUCACAAAAGCCAGCAUUCAUUCCAUGUGUUAUCGAACAGCUGUGGACAUUGCCAGAACCCAUUCAAUACCUUAACUUUACUGCAGAAUCUGUGUUUGAGAACCAGCUAUUCAAUUACAGUUCCCACCACCAUUGUAUAAUUUGCCUGGAUUAAAUGCUACUCAGGUAACUAGUGCCAUUAGCUUUCUCCCAAACAAAAUGACAGAUAUUAAUAGUCUAGUUCUGCUAGGAUCACACUCCAGCAACAGUUCCAGAAAUGGCCUGAAGUGCUCUUAACUGGAGUUAAAGGAGCAGCUAUACAAGUAGCAAGGCAUGCACACUGGGGUUGAUCAAGUGGCAGGCAGUCAUUAAAAUUCUGACCACCUCCCCGUAACCAUUAACCAAAGGGAACAUGUUAACAGAAAAGAGUAAUUAUCCUGUAGAGAUCUACAAUCUAUGAUGCACAAAUUAUGGAUGCAAUAGAACACUCCUCUUGUGCUCCAAUGAUACACAAGAAAUUUGACACCAUUCCAGUAUGAAACUUUGUUAUCAGUAUCCUAUCCUCCAGUGCCUCCACAUGACUGUAGUGCAUAUCUGCCACGUGCUGCAGCAACCUCAGUGACCUCCUGAAUCAGCAACUUUUAUAAUCUACAAUGACAACUGCAGCAGGUACACAGAAACAUCAUUAUGAUUUGGAAAUAGACUGCAGUUCCUAGGAGUAGGCACGUUAAUGUUGGCUCAAAUAGCACCACCCACAUUCAGGCCCCAAAUUAAGAGAAAAACAAUCGGCAUCAUUUCCAUUCGCAGCUUGUUUACAUUUCAUAGUCUGCUUUCAAUCCCACAGAAUGAAUGCAGGAACAAUGAUUAGAUUAACUACUGUUUCAUCAUGACACUCCUCAGUUUAUAGUUUGGGUAGCUCUACAGAUGAGAAAAGUGGAUAUUCAUAUCUCUGUGUUUACUGACUUGUUUUAAGAGUACCUAAUAUAAAGCAGUCCAAGAAAAGAAGAAAGUAUUCAACAUACAUGGAUGUGCAUGACCAUUUUUUUUCUUAAAUGCAAGGAGGAGGGUUAAGUGGACUGUGAAAUGGCUUGUGGCUCACUUGUUAAAUUUUGUUUGAUUACAUUCCUUUAAACUACCUUGUGACAUUUUGAUAUUCUGAAAAUGUUAUGUAAAUUCAUUCUUUAAGUUACUGAUGUGAAAUCACACAUUGAUAAUAUUCCAGACAUCUUAAGAUAUUGU
Molecule: messenger RNA, 5708 nt
Organism: Hypanus sabinus (Atlantic stingray)
Lineage: Eukaryota; Metazoa; Chordata; Chondrichthyes; Myliobatiformes; Dasyatidae
Gene: carmil2
Product: capping protein regulator and myosin 1 linker 2
Exons: 39
Coding region: 19-4182 (1387 amino acids)
Biological process (GO): regulation of Arp2/3 complex-mediated actin nucleation; cell migration
Cellular component (GO): plasma membrane; lamellipodium
Molecular function (GO): protein binding
Source: RefSeq, a predicted model, not a curated record